Panicum virgatum (switchgrass) is the source of this 1193-nucleotide messenger RNA. RefSeq names its product protein SPA, chloroplastic-like. Bases 322 to 678 code for a protein of 118 amino acids. Lineage: Eukaryota; Viridiplantae; Streptophyta; Magnoliopsida; Poales; Poaceae. The record is from RefSeq and is a predicted model, not a curated record. The transcript is spliced from 3 exons.
CCACUGGUUGCGAUAUCACCAUAGCAUACAUGGUAAAGUUGUAUACGAGGUAUUUCAUAAGCCUCUGCUCCUACCUAUUAUCUACAGUCAACCAGUCACCCAUUUUACCUGAGUAAUAUGGACUGUUGAGUACCAUAUUCAUCGAGAGUUCUUUUUGGUGAUUGUUAUGGUGGAUUAUGGGCGUUCUUGGGUUGAAUUUGUCCAUGGGCCUGUGGGCCCAUCAAAGGCCCAACGGUGGGCGGUUAGGCCAGCCAGCUCGAUGACGGCCGGGAGGGAUAACACACGCGGCCCCACCACCACCAGCAUUGCAGUCGCCGCGCAAUGGAGCUCGGAGGCGGAGGGCGACGAAGCGCCGGCGACCGUGUCCGGCGGCAGCUGCAGUCGGUGGGGCGAUUGGCGGCUUACCUCGGCGGCGGCUUCCUCCUCCUCUCCGCCGCCGCCUCGGUCGGCGUCCGCUCCCUCCGCGCCCUCUCCGACGCCAACCAGAGGAAGUUCGCUACGCCGUGCGGUGCCUGCGAGGGGAAGGGGACCUACGCGUGCAGGCUCUGCCGGGGAAGCGCCACCAUCGAGUGGUCUCCGAUGCACGAUCCGGUGUUCGUCAAUCCAUGCCUCUGCCCUACCUGCGAUGGGACCAGGGUGCAACGCUGCUUGAACUGCCUGGGAAGAGGUUGCGCUUGAAGAUGCAAGGUGCUUAUCUUGAUAGGUGACCUUUUCUCGCACUGUCAGUUUUCGCUCUUGAUGGAGAUGGUAGAUAGUUGGGGAGUUGCAAUUAAGAGUUACAGUUGAAUGUUAGCCGUUAACGAGUAAAGCAAAUCUGAUUUGUUUUGCUGUUAGGGUCUACUUGACGGAUGAUUAAAUUGAGUGUUUAUUUUUUCUGGUAAUUCCUGGCUAGGGAACAGAAAAUGCGCUUCCAAGGUCCAACUAAAACUAAGAGAUCAACUGGUGAAAGUGAAGUUACUUUCAUGCACCCUUUGCAGGCUUUGCUAAAUUUGAGAGGGAAUGAACUUCCCCUCAUGUAGUCAUGUGCCAGAAGCACAGAUUUCAGUUGUUUCAAGGAUAGAUGUAGAUAUAGUUGUGAUGGAGUCCCUCCUAUCGACCAUGUGGACAAGCCAAGAUCACGGAGGCAAUGAUUUGUUUUUUGAAUGUAAAUUGAAGACCAAUAUAAGAUCUUAACCAGCUGAUAUCCUUUUUUU